GCGGGUGAUGGCGGCGGCAGCGGGAGGUCCUGAGGCUCUGUGAGCGCCGGUGUCCGCCGGGGCUGCGGGCGGGCGGGCGGCUCCGCCUGCUCCUCGUGCAGGGGCUGCGGCGAGGCGGAUCGGGGCUGGCGGCACACAUGGAUGACAGUAAGGUGGUUGGAGGCAAGGUAAAGAAGCCAGGCAAACGAGGUCGUAAACCAGCCAAAAUAGACUUGAAGGCAAAACUUGAAAGAAGUCGUCAGAGUGCAAGAGAGUGCAGAGCCAGGAAGAAGCUGAGGUACCAGUACCUGGAAGAGCUGGUUUCAAGCAGAGAGCGAGCUAUCUGUGCUCUGAGAGAAGAGCUUGAAAUGUACAAGCAGUGGUGCAUGGCCAUGGACCAAGGGAAAAUCCCCUCGGAAAUAAAAGCCCUGCUAACUGGAGAGGAGCAAGGCAAAGCACAGCAGAACUCAACCAAACUUGCCAAGGCUGCAAAGACAGAGGCAAACAGCAGCAAUCCCUGAGGCUGAUGCAGAACCUUUCGCACUGCAGCAGAGGUGGCUCGGGAGCUGGCAGGAGGAAGAAUGCUGUUCUGAAGAGUGGAUGCAUCUCCAGGUGCAGGGGAAAAGGUCCCAGGCUGUUCUCUUCUCUUUGCUCCUCCUCAUGUGAAAUUCUUUGAUUGUGGUGUUCCUAAGGCUUUGUGGGGUGGGGCUUUUGUGGCAGCAAGUGUUGGUGUAAGUUGGAGCCUUGUUGUUCCUUUCACUACACUGCCCUCCCUAAAUACAGCUAUGGCAGCUUGUUCCCAGCACAAGAGUGGGGCUGCUUUUAUAUCAGAGCCCAAAUUGGGCUGGCUUUGUGUUUGGUGGUUAUGUGGUUGUUAACUGCUGUGGGACUCUGGGAGGUUCUGCAAAAGAAAAGCAAGAGAAGGAUCUCGUGACAGCUUUGCUAAAGCCAAAUCCAGCACUGUAGGUUGAGAAGAAGGAGCUGGAUCAAAAGCUUUCAGUAAGAAUAUUUGUAGCAAUGUCAGUUGUAACCUAAAUGGAGUGUUGCUCUCGGCAUCCAUCUGUAAUGCAGCAUGUCUUUUAUGUGACUGGGAUUCUUAAAGAGGUACUAGAUCCAUUUCCUGUGUGUCCUGGUUUAGGGCAAAUUGCAGAGGAAGCUUCCAAAAGGGUCCCUUUAGAAAGCAGAUUCAAGUGGACCCUCCCCCAGCUGAUUUGGCAAAAGAUUUCCUUGGAGAAAAGUGGAAAAAACCAUGUUUAUUUAACAAAGUAUUCACAAGCAUAAGAAACCAAAUAAUAUUGAACAAUAAAACCUCCUGUUGUUCUGAAGAGAUGGCAAAUUCAGAAAGUCCUUGUCAUGGGGUGUAGCUCACAUCCCAGGCCCUGGUGGGCCACAUGUGUGAGCUCCUAUUGUUCUUCUGGGUUUUCAGUCCAGAACAGGUUUCAAAGUUCCAAGACAGAGAAGCCGCAGUCCAGGGAACUUCUCUGCCUCAGCUAGCUAAAAUCUAACUAAAAGCAAAAGAGAGCUCUCUCCCACUCCCUUUCAGUGCUGCAGGCAACACAAUCCAGGAGAAGGAUGCGGGUGAGCAAGUGAAGUUUCUGCAAACAAACUCUGCUCUUCUUCUUCCCCUCCUUGUGCUCAGAACCAGUGUUAAAGGUGCAGGACUCAAAAAUAUCCAGCAUAAACAGAACAGACUGGGGAUACAAGCAUCAUAAAGUCACUCUAGGACACUGCUUCUGCCCAUACUUCUUCCACCAGGUACAUUUUCCACCCCCUAUGCUCCCGGAAGAACAGUCAAGGCAUGUCCCUACAGCCUGCUUCCAGGAGGGAAACGGCAGCCAUUCCUUCUCACCACUGGGUCCUGAUACCUUUCCAUAGCUACCAACAUUUUGAACCCUAGUACCUCUCUGGAUAGCAACUUAAUGUGAAUUCUGCUAUGCUAUCCUGGUUUCCCAGCCAAAGACAAUGUCAGGAGCUGGUAGCAAGGAAAGCAAGUUGCAUCAGUUUGGUUUUGUAGUAAGAAAGGUGAUGGCAAAAUUCUCGUGGGCUGAUGUACUCAUCCCAGUUAUUGGCAGAUAACCUGCCACUUUCCUCAGACUGCUCUUGCUCCCGGAUUUGCUUUUUGUAUUCAUAUGAUGCAAUGUGGAGAGUGGAGCUCAGGAUUUUCAGAGGGGGUUUGGCUUGCUUAUUCUGUUUUGUUUAUGACAAUGUCUUUCUCUGUGUUUUAUGAAAUGCAUAGAACGUUUUUUAAUCUUAUGUUUCAAGCAUUGUUUCAUAGAAUAAAUAUUAUAAUGAAUUACUUUGCUA
Cinclus cinclus is the source of this 2283-nucleotide messenger RNA. It is a transcript of the gene CREBL2, whose product is annotated as cAMP responsive element binding protein like 2. Gene Ontology annotation, molecular function: DNA-binding transcription factor activity. The coding region runs from base 138 to 500 and encodes 120 amino acids. Gene Ontology annotation, biological process: regulation of DNA-templated transcription. The record is from RefSeq and is a predicted model, not a curated record. Gene Ontology annotation, cellular component: nucleus. NCBI's taxonomy places the organism in Eukaryota, Metazoa, Chordata, Aves, Passeriformes, Cinclidae. The transcript is spliced from 4 exons.